Messenger RNA from Scylla paramamosain (green mud crab), 4191 nucleotides. Its product is annotated as solute carrier family 15 member 1-like. The transcript has 19 exons. The record is from RefSeq and is a predicted model, not a curated record. Lineage: Eukaryota; Metazoa; Arthropoda; Malacostraca; Decapoda; Portunidae. Gene Ontology annotation, molecular function: dipeptide transmembrane transporter activity. Gene Ontology annotation, biological process: dipeptide import across plasma membrane. Bases 418 to 2763 code for a protein of 781 amino acids. Gene Ontology annotation, cellular component: plasma membrane.
UUUAUUAAGAAGAAGUCCAAAUUCAUGUUACCACACCAUCAAAAGAAGUGACAAUGAAUUACACAUAAGAUAACUAAAAUUGUUAUAGUCUGUACAAGCAUUCUUCUCAGUCAAAUUUCUUUCAAGCCAUAAUCAUCCAUGUAGCAUUAGAUAUGGAUUGAUGAGUGUUUACAUAUUGUCAGUUUUCUUUUACCUCAUAAGCUUCCAGUUUGACUACCCUGAGCAAGACAGCGCACCUUCCUGCAUACCUUCCCUUCCCUGCUCAUCCACUCACAUCUAACUCUUAUCUCACACACAACAAAUAAUAAGCACAUUCUCUUCUGUCUUAGUUUGCGUCUCCUCUUUUCUUUUGUGUGGUCUUUUUUCUGCUUAAAUCACUGUUUGUGGUUGUGUCUGUCCCUGUGUUGGUCCGAGCACAUGUAUCGUCCUCUGUUGGAGAGUGAGGGCGUAUUUGAGGAAUGGGACUUGGCCUCCUCAGAAUAUGAGGAAAAUGAUCAUGAGGAUGAAGAUACAGAAGAGGAAAUGUGGAAUAUCUAUAACAUAAAGGAGUCAACAAAGCUCCUUGGAAAUGAGGAGAAGAAGUACAGCGAUGCGGAGCAGAGCACGGAGGAGAAAGUCAAGUACCCAAAGUCGGUGUUCUUCAUUGUCGGCAAUGAAUUCUGUGAAAGAUUCUCAUAUUAUGGCAUGAAAGCCAUCCUCAUCCUGUACCUCCACAACCAGUUGAAAUUCAGUGAAGAUACAUCUACAGUCAUCUACCAUGUGUGGGCCAUGCUGUGUUACUUCACCCCUAUCCUAGGUGCCAUCAUUGCUGACUCCUGGCUGGGCCGCUUCAAGACCAUAUUUUAUAUAUCCAUCAUCUAUGUGCUGGGAAAUGCUGUCCUCUCCAUAUCUGCUGUGUCUCCAAUAUUUACUGAUCUGACUAUAGAAAAGGUGAUAACCUUCUUGGGGCUGCUGCUGAUAGCAUUGGGCACAGGUGGUAUCAAGCCAUGUGUGUCAGCUUUUGGAGGAGACCAGUUUGUGCUUCCACAACAAGAGAAGCAGCUGACUCAGUUCUUUUUUGUCUUUUACUUCAGUAUCAAUGCUGGAUCCCUCUUGUCCACCUUCAUCACACCAAUCCUUAGAGAUGACGUGCAGUGCUUUGGAGAUGACUGUUACUCCCUGGCCUUUGGUGUACCUGCAAUCCUGAUGUUUAUUGCCCUCUUGAUCUUGGUCCUGGGUUAUGUGGCUCGGCUAUAUAAGAUCGUACCUCCUCAAGGAACGAUUUUAAAAGAAGUCAGUGGCUGCAUUAGGGAAGCAUUACGAAAGAAGCGCAAGACCCAUGUGAGAAAGAAGCACUGGCUGGAUCAUGCCAAGGAGAAGUACGGGGAGGAACUCGUAGCUGAUGUGAAGGUGUUGCUGAAGGUGCUCGUGCUGUACAUCCCUCUGCCCUUCUUUUGGGCCCUGUUUGAUCAGCAGGGUUCACGUUGGACCUUCCAGGCGACUCGUAUGGACGGCACCAUUGGCAGCUGGACCCUAAAACCUGACCAGAUGCAGGUGGUAAAUCCUCUGCUUAUCCUCCUAAUGAUUCCCUUGUUUGACCGAGUUGUGUACCCUUUGUUGGGUUACUGUAACUUGCUGAAGCGACAACUACCAAGGAUGUUUACUGGUGGUGUCUUGGCUGGAGUGGCUUUCAUUGUCUCUGGCUGUCUGGAACUGCAGCUUGAGCAAACUUACCCUACUGCAAUCAGUAGUGGGCACUCCCGUGUGACCCUCAUCAAUACCCUUCCUUGCAAAGUCAUUGCCACUCCAUCAUGGGCUGAUGACACCAUCUCUAUGACACAGUAUCAAUAUGAUCAAAGUAAGGAUAUCUCCAUCAGAUCAGAAAAUGGAAUGCUCUUGAAUGAGUUUAAAGUGGAAGUAAAUUUCACUGCUGGGAAUUGUGGAAACAUUGUUGGCAAAGCAGAUCCAUAUAAAAUAAUUCUUCAAGAAAAGACAGCUCAUGUUGUGUUGAUUACUGCUGAUGGCAAUGCUACUGGAAUAGUGGUCAAUGUUGAUCCUCCUGAUGAUAUUGAAAAGUCAAGUAGUGGUCUCCCAAAACUCAGGAUGCUUUAUAAUGUAGAAGUGGACAAGAUUGACUCACAGGUGUUCUUGGAUGGUGACAUAGAGAAUUAUAAGUUUAACUUCACCAAUAUAAACUCAACCAAAGGCUUUGUGGUCUCUGGCACAGAGUAUCAGGAAGUGGAGCCAGACAGCUAUGACAUAUUUUUAGCUGAUAAACUUUUGGGAAAAAUUGAUGUGAAGCUGGGUGGUGUUUAUGACUUCCUAGUUCAAAGGAAUCUCAGCAGUGACAAUCAGGAAACAUAUCAAGAUAUUGGGUUGUUUGUAGUCACUGAGCCCAACUCAAUACACAUGCUGUGGCUCAUCCCACAGUAUUUCAUCAUCACAGCAUCAGAGAUCAUGUUCUCCAUUACAGGCCUUGAAUUUUCCUUCACACAGGCCCCGGUCUCCAUGAAGUCUGUUCUGCAGGCAGCAUGGCUACUUACGGUAUCAUUUGGCAACCUGAUUGUCGUCAUCAUUGCUGAGGCAAAGUUCUUUGAGCGACAGAGCAUGGAGUUCUUCCUCUUUGCUGCACUCAUGUUUGUUGAUAUGGUACUGUUUGCAUUCCUGGCUGUGAGGUAUAAGUAUGUUGAUGAGAUUAAAGCAGAGAAUGAUUCCACUAAAGAAAUUCCUAAAGACAGUGGAAAAGUAAAUGAGGCAUUCUCAAAAGAUGAAACAAAGCUCUGAUGAUUUUAUGGUUAUUGCAAAAAGAAUAUUUAUAUAUUUUUAAUUAGUUUUAAGUUCAUGUUCUUCUACAGGGUAUCUGUUACCUUUUAUGUAGAGAAUAUGUCCUUAUUAAGAACAUAUUUUUUUUAUUAUUGUACAGAAGAGUAAUAUUAUAUGGGGUGUUAUUUUCAAUAGUAAUAUAUAGAAUUUUUCAUGUUGUUCACAUGUGUAGUGUGAAUGUGAUUUGCACAAGCUAAAUGAAGAAAGCAAAUACUUUUAUUUAAUUUCUUUUUAUUAGAGAGGAAAGUAUGAAAGGAAGUGAUGGAACAUUUUUAUUAUACUCGUACAUGCAACCACACAUGUACUUUUGCCUUGUUGAGCAGAAUGUCAGAAACCAUUUUGGUUGAGGGAUUUUACUUGAAGAAAGAUUAUCUGAGCCAGAAUUAUUAGGUGAACAUGGAUGUGUGCAUGUCUUUAUUUACAUGUUUAUGAUUGACCUUGCUUCAUAUUGACCAGACCUUUACAUUAUUCAUUCACAUAUUCACCCAAAUGUUUUAAGUGUCUUUACCUCGUUGUGGUGUACAGGAAAAGAGCUGUGCUCAUUGUGUUCUGUCUUCAUGGCUGUCAUUCUCCAAGUUGGCUUUAAGUUCUCGGAUAUCCAGUGCACAGACCACUUUUGUAUCCAUUCAUGUCUGUGGCUCCAUAUGGAAAGCUAUUUUUUGUACUCUCCUAUAAGUGACCCUUUUCCACUUUUCUUUCAUGGACUUUUGUAUCACUGAAGUCCCAUACAAGUAGAUCUUUAUCCACUUUCAUCAAAACCCUGUCCACUCCUAAUCUCUUUUCUUCUUUCCUCCUGUACUGGAAAUUUCACUAAUAUUCCCUCCACAUAAAUAUCUCUCAGGCUUUUGGGAGUCUUCAUAGUUGCUGUUUAUAUUGUAUCAGUCUUCUUACCUUCUUCAGCCUUGUACAGCAACCAUAUCCUGCACACUUCUGUCUUGGGAAAAUCAUGUACAUGAACUGAUAAAUUCUUUUGUUAUCUUGUCAAUGUGAUAGAUGAAUAUUUUUUCUAUUAAUAGGUGAUAUGUUCCUCCAGUGUUGUUUAUUUAUCUCUAUAAUAACAAGUUAUCCAUGAUAGUUACUUCCUGGUCUUUUCUUCCUUAGUUUAAUUCAUGAGUUUGAUUCUCAUUGAAUAUUCUCUCCAUUUGUUUCAUAUUACUCUUACCUACUUCGAGUACUAUGUCUUUCUUGGCAUUAAACCCCAUUUCUCAUCUUUCUUACUGUGUGUGUGUGUGUGUGUGUGUGUGUGUGUGUGUGUGUGUAUGCACAUAUCAUCUGAUACAUUAUAAAGACUUCAUUCACAAGAUUUUUAUAUGCUAGGAUAUGCAAAUAGUUUACUAUAAUGAUGACAAAAAUUAUGUAAAUAUGUAGAAAAUAAAAUUCUUUUUGAAA